CUGGUAGACAGCGAGCAUGAUGAGAUAGGAAUAUCAAUUACACAUGUUUAUCAUACCUCCGUCUGCUUGACGCCCAAGCUGUCCAAGGUCCUUGAUUAGGGGGGGUUCUAGGAGCAUCGCAUCGUCAACGUCCGUCGUCGAGCAGACCAACAAUUCAACACAAUGUCCAAGAACGCUGCAAUCACCAGCUUCUUCAAGCCGGCCCCACGGGACUCGCAGGACUCUCAAGGGAGUUCCCAGGUUCCCCCAUCUUCAAUCCCACGAUCGCCCAUCAGGGCAGCAAUGUCGCCCUUCAAAAUGCCUGGAACGCCAGGAACGGGUUUCAAAUCAUCACUCCCCAUCAGGUCUCCCGUACCGCCUCCAUAUUCGCCCUUGGCACUUCUGUCAACACCACCAAAGCCCCGAUCUGCGCUGAAGCCGGUACGAGAUCGAAAUGCCGUCAUUGGAGCAUCCGACGAAGAAGAAGACGGCGACAGCGACUUCAUAUCAUCAGACGAUGACCUGCCUGAUCUCUUUGCCGAACCAAAGACCGAAGUCCCCAUGUCCAUUCGAGCAAACGGAAGCCCGACGAAGGGGCCGGCUUCAAAGCGGGUGGCUUCAGCCAAAUUUGUGAUUUCACCCAUCAACUUCAACAAGAAGCACAAGUUCGACAUGAAGGCCAUCUUGAAGCAUACCGAGGCAGACAAGAAGAUCGCAGAAAGCGAAAAGCGAGUUGAGGCACUCAUGGCCGAGGAUGAAGAAGAGGACAACAGACGAGCCGAGCCACUUGCUGUUAAGAAGGAGGGAACCACGCUCCAUGACGACAUGCUGGAUAUGCUGUCCGAAGCGGAGGACAGUCAGGAGGAGACCAAGAAGGAGAAGCUGCUGAGGGCCGUCAAGAGGACGGAAGCCACAAGUCAGCGUAAACAAUGGUACUUCUUUGACGAGAGCCAUGGGCACAAAGUGGUCGACGAUCUGUCCAUAGGCUUCCGGAACAAGUUUCCCCAGCACGCAGCCACCGGUGUUUGGAAAAUCCUGGCGCCACAAAAGGGCAGACUGGAUCUCCUCGAGCGCGGAGUUCCGUACCAUCUCCAGUGCAAACUUCGGAACAUACCCGACGACAUCUUUAUCUGGAUCGUGGACGAAUUACCCUUCGUCAAGACCCGGAGGUUACGAGAAGCCAAUCUCCGACUUCUAGGGAUAUGUCUCGAACAAGCAGGCCGACUCCUCACACCUGACCGUAUCACCCAGUUAUUCCGCACCAUCGGCACACCCAAGCGAUGUAUCGAGACGCCAUCACCAUCAGAAGACGGCACUGGGCAGCAAACGAAGCCCGACCCCGGCCGUCCCUACAACAUCGACCGGGACUGGACCCCUCUCCGCACCGUCCUGCGCAUCCUAUCCGAGACCGCCCACGGCCUGUCCAUUGACUCCCUCACCCGCUCUACGACCCUCCUCCUCCGCCUCGGCAUGGACGCCCUCAUCCGGCGCAACCCGGACCUGCACUCCACCUUUCGACACACCCUCAUCAACCUCGUCGAAGCCGUGCCCUCUUCCUCUUUCGACGCCUUCUGCCUCUCCUGCUGCAGCAGUCUCUACGCCCUAACCACGGACUCCUCCCUCCUCUCGGACGCCCUCCGUGCCCUACCCUACCAAACCCCGAAACUAGUCAACCUCCGCCGCCGCCUAGCGCUCGCCUUCCUCUUCGCCUCCGCUUCCACCUCUCUUUUACCCUCUUUCCCCCCUUCUUCUCUAUCAUCAUCAUCAUCAUCAUCAUCAUCAUCAUCCAAGAAGAUCCCCUCUUCCCCCAUCCAAGAAUUUUCCCUCCACGACCCUUCCCAGACUUUUUCCUUCCCUUUACUUCUCUCCUACCUCGACAUCUCUCCCCACUUUCAGACGACCCGUUCUUCCUCGUCCGCCGAUUACUUUGUUCUCUCGGCCCAAACCGACCUAUUACGCAUAUCCAUCGGCGACGGCGAUCCUCCCCCUCCCUCUUCUUCUUCUUCUGGUUCUGGUUCCCUUCCGUUCCCUAAAUCAACAACAACAACAACAACAUCCACCACAACAACACUAAACCCCGAAACCAAAUCGCAUAACCGCCAAAUCGACCUCCUCACCCGCCGCAUCCGCACUCUUUGGUCCAACAUACACGACCAAUCCGGGUCAACGGCAGAGAUUUCUCGAUUGGAAGCCAAAGUCAAGCUAAAAGACUUGGAGAGAAAAUUGGAGUGGGCGGUUAGGACGAAGCCGGUGAGCAGGACGAAUAUCUUUGGGAUUCGGUCUGCGGGAGGAGGGGCGGGGAUCUUGGGUGGUGGUAGUACUGGGUAUGGGAAGCAGGGGGAGGACGUGGAUAGUGAGGAGGAGAGGGAGCGGGAACAGAGAAGGGAGAGGGAGGGGGUGGAGCAAAAGAUGUUUAUGAGGAGGUUUUUGGGGAAGACGACGGCGGGGGCAGCGAAGACGGAGGAGGCUUGA
This is a messenger RNA of Neurospora crassa OR74A, 2451 nucleotides long. RefSeq lists its product as hypothetical. The record is from RefSeq and is a predicted model, not a curated record. Bases 163 to 2451 code for a protein of 762 amino acids. The transcript has 2 exons. NCBI's taxonomy places the organism in Eukaryota, Fungi, Ascomycota, Sordariomycetes, Sordariales, Sordariaceae.